GAAUGCCGGAUGCAAGGAAGUGGUGGAGUGGGCAGCCGGAGGGGGCAAGUGGGACAGCGCGGCAGGCGGCUGGUACAAGAGCAUGCCGACGAUCACCGGCGUCAGUCAUGAGCAGGGCAACUUGCAGGACUUUCAGCGACUCUACUUCUGCUCACCGCCGGGGGACUCCUUCUGCGGCUUGCCGCCGUGCGCUGGAUGCAGCAAUCCGCCUUGCGGCGACUGCUUCGCAGGCAACCAGCUCUUCGCUAGCCAUCGCCCGGGCUGCGAUGGGAAUGACAAGGGUGUUGGAUGCGUUCCUCCCAAAACCGCCUUGGGCUACAAGGGUCAGCACUGGCCAACCACAGUGAUCCAUGGCUCCCAAGAGAUGCACAUCUUUGCCAUCGGUGACUGGGGUGGCAUGGAUGGUUCCCUGGACCCACCAGAGGGCCGGAAGACCAUCGUUGCUUACGAUUGGGGACGCCGGCCAGGGCCCAGCGUCUUUCCCAGGAGUCGCUGGAACAAGAAGCACACCGUGCAGUUCUGCGACCACAAGCAGCUUGUGGAGUGCUUUAACACCCGCGGACAGGCGCCAUGCACACCAGAGUGUGGCUACGUGGCAGGCGUAGACGACCAGCCGCAGCUGCUGGUGGCCAACGCCUUUAAAGCCCGUGCUGCCCUCGUUGACCCGCAAUAUAUCCUCAACGUUGGGGAUAACUUCUACUGGGGUGGUAUAGAGAAGACAUGUGGGAGUCCCAUGGAUCAGAUCUCGUAUCCGACGAAGCACCAGUUCGAUCAGAUCUUCGAAGGUGUGUAUCAAGGAGCGGGCCUCACCAACAAGCCCUGGUUCAGUGUUUUGGGCAACCAUGACUGGGGAGGCUUCAAGUUCGACAACGGCUGGGAUCAGCAGAUCUCCUACACCUGGGCAAGCAACCGUUGGGUCAUGCCCGCUCCCUACUACAAGACCUCCGUUGUCUACGCGGAUCAGGACUUCGAUGUGGAUUACUUCUUCCUUGACUCCAACUUCAUCGAUGCCAUGCCACCCGAGGAGGACCCCAACCACAACAUGUGCAGUCGGAAGAACAACAAGCCCUCUGCUUCCUGCGCCGCGGCAGAUGGCCCCGAGUCAGUUGAUGCCUGCCCUGGCUGGUUCGCCUCGCUUUGGGCGGAGCAGAAGCCAUGGGUCACGAAGCUCAUGGGACAGAGUAAGGCCAACUGGCAGAUCGUGGUCACCCACUUCCCCCUGCAGACAUGA
This is a messenger RNA of Symbiodinium necroappetens, 1231 nucleotides long. NCBI's taxonomy places the organism in Eukaryota, Dinophyceae, Suessiales, Symbiodiniaceae. The record is from the annotation of a GenBank genome assembly.